AUGGUGUGGGAUCAUGAACUUGUCCUAUUGCUAAGGAGAAAGGGGAAGCUACAUUUUAGACUUGAGAUAGACUAUACCAUGGUUAAUGAGGGUGUGGAGUGUUGUGAUGCUUUAGUGAGGAUCAGAGGAGGAAAAUCUGACGGUGGUGAUUAUUCGCGAGUUCGGCCUCCUACACAAUCAAAUAGGAGAGCUGCUGUUGAAAAAAGGAGAAGGAGAAAUGAGGAAAGGCAGGCGCCCCAGGACGAGCAGCCCCAGGAUGAGCAACCCCAGCAAAAUCUUGUGUUUGAUGCAGAACAGGAUGAGCAGCCCCAGGAUGAGCAGCCCCAGCACGAUCAUGUGUUUUAUGAUGAAUAUGACCAGCAGCAGCAACAGUUUGAUGAUGAACAUGGUCAGCAGCACCAGCCUGAUGAACCCAUGUUUCCUGGAGGUCCUUAUGAUCUUUCUGUCCUUACAGAUUAUGAGCAUCAUAUUGCAAUUAAUGUGUGGAAUGGACAGGAAAGACGUGCCUUGAAAGUUGUUUCCAAUGGCAAAAAGCAAGACAAAUUUAUUGAUAUUAGAUAUCAUUUACCUGCUCAAAUAGAUCAUUGGAUUAAUAUAUCUGGAUUACGUCCUCUGAGAAGAUGUAGUUUGCAUAUGAUUGAUGGUAACAUGAUAUCUGCUUUUGCUGAGAGAUGGCACGCAGAGACUAGUUCAUUUCACCUGCCAUUCGGUGAAAUGACUAUUACUCUUGACGACGUCAGGGGUCUUUUGAGCAUCCCGUGUACUGGAGAGUUUUUCACACCUCCCGCAAAUGUCAAUGAAGAUUUGGCAAUUGCUGCUGCUGUUGAGUUGUUGGGGGUUACAUAUGAUGAAGCUGUCACUGAGACUAGGACCAAUAGAGGGGCUUCGUAUAGUUUUGAGUGGUUGAAAGAGGUAUUUUAUAAGAAACUUCAUGAACGAAGAUAUGACUGUGCAGCUAGGGCAUAUCUACUUCAUUUGGUAGGAUGUACCAUUCUUGCGGAUAAAAGUUUUACACUUGUAUCUGCAAAAUAUCUCUUUCUGUUUCAAGAUCUGGAUAGUUGUGGUAAAUGGGCAUGGGGACCGGCUGCACUUGUUGUGCUAUAUGACUAUCUUAGAGACAGUACAUUGCCUGCAACCAAACAGAUUGGAGGAUAUUUGUCUUUAUUUCAGACUUGGAUUUAUGAACAUUUCCCUGAUAUUUGUAAACGGGAUAUGGAUGAGCAUAUUUCCUCGAUGCCACGGAUGUUUCGUUGGACGGCAAAACAAACAUCUGGGAAUGUGGCAUAUUACAGGGCAAAGUUGGAUGCUUUGAGGGAUACGGAUAUUAUCUGGGCACCAGAUUACGAUCAGAAUGAUGUGACACGAUUUCAGUCUGUGUCAUUAUUUACAGGAUACAUUCGUUGGUGUUUCACGAUGGUUCCGUAUUUACCUGAGAGGUGCAUACGACAGUUUGGGUAUACUCAACACAUUCCUCCUACAUCACUGAUGCUUGUUGCACGUGAUGUCGACGUUGAAUGGAGUAUGUACCGGAAUUCUUGGUAUUAUAGGAUAUCUCAUCCUCGGAUGAUCCCUUAUGUUGCUGCAUAUGCUGGUCCUAGUUAUGAUGAUGAUGCUGGUCCUAGUUAUGCUGGUCCUAGUCAUGAUGCUGGUCCCGAUACUAGUUGUACACGGUGUCACGCAGUUGGUGGUCUUAUACAGCAGAGUUUAGAUUUGCAUAUGGGUGGUCCUGAAGAUGAGAUGCGUGUCUUAUUGGAGAGAGCUUUAUAUAUUUCUAGAGCAGGAGAUUAUCAGUAG
Molecule: messenger RNA, 1794 nt
Organism: Cicer arietinum (chickpea)
Lineage: Eukaryota; Viridiplantae; Streptophyta; Magnoliopsida; Fabales; Fabaceae
Source: RefSeq, a predicted model, not a curated record